AUGGAAAGUGAGAACACAAAGAAAAUACAGGAAAUGAAGACUGACCUGAAUUUACUAUUGGAGUGUCUAAAAUAUCAAAUGGACAACCCCUCGGCACAAAAGGAAGCUUUGAUCACUAUGUAUUCAAUUUGUGAACAAAAUAGUAAUGCAGGUGUUUAUUUUCGGGAUAUUGGUGGUUUGAUGUUUGUAAAAAAUCUUGCAAAGUCAAGUGAACAUAGCAUGGUAAAAGAAGGAGCCUUAUACGUAAUGGCAGCAAUUGCAGCAGGAAAUGUUUAUUGUCAGCAAACUUUGUGUACCUCAGAGUUAUUUGGAGACUUAAUUUUGCUCUUAUCUAAUGAUGAUUCAAACACAAGUUUGAAAAGAAUGUCUCUCUAUAUGGUUUUGGUUCUGGUUUCACAUAAUAGGUCUGGACAAAUCCUUGUGAGAGAAACAGGUUGUAUGGAAGUUCUGUUACAUUUGUUCAGGACAGUUCUUUCAAAAUGUGAGUUGAAUUUGCCAGAUAAUGAUUUCCAGAGUUAUCAGUUGUGGUCUUCAGUGUGCAGUACUCUUUGUGCUUGUGUCAACAAUCCUCAGAAUGAUGAGAAUCAAAUGUUUUGCUGUUCACUCUUUCCACAUGCUAAUGAGUGGCUAUUGAAGUGCAUAAAACCUGAGAUAAUUCGCCCUCUGUGCCCAUUUCUUGGAUUUACACUUGCAAAUAACACACAUGUUCAGAAGUGCUUUGUAUCUCUGGGUGGACUGGAUAUAUUGUCUCACGUUCUUGUACAACUGGAAUUGGAUUCACACCAGAAUGCUUCCAGUGUCAAGCUUGCAGUAAUGGUGACUGCAGCACUCGAUCAGUGUAUCACUAAUAACCCUUCUUUUGCAGUGGUAUUAUCCAAAUACCAGAUUGUUUCAAAACUUGUGGCAUUACUGCUUCAUGAAAGUCUAGAAUUAGAAGAAAAGCUUAGCAUAAUGCUUGCUCUUAGUCACUGCACAGAUUGUGAGGCAAAUCAGUAUGAACUUAUUAAAAAUAAUGGACUUCCACUCAUGAUACAAGUCAUAACUGACUCUAAGAAUGAGGAAUUAAACAAAAUGGCCAUGUAUGUGCUUAACAACUGCAAAAAACUUAGUGAGAAUGUAUCUCUAAGUCGACAAGAUUAUUCUUGCUAUGAAGAUGAAGGCAAACAAUUAAAUGACACAAAUGUGAAAAAGAAGAAUCUUGAGCAUGAGAAGAAUUCAAAGGAAGUUUUUCAUGCAAUAGAUCAACUUGAAAGAGAAGGAAAUGAGGAAAAAAUACAAAGAGGAAAAUAUAAGAAUGACAUUUCAUUUAUGAAAAUAAAUAUUCAGAAUACACUGAAACAGCCUUGUGAAAAAAGUAUCGAAAGCACCAAAACAGAAGACAAGGAUAAAAACCAUUCUAGACUGCUUCGCAGUUCUAGGUUCUGUGGAGUCAUGCCUAAAGCUUAUGCAAAUGGCAACCAAAUGGAGACCCCAGUAAAAAAUUCAAAUCUUGUUAAAUUUUGCUAUAGAGAGGUUGGGGAAAAUAAGGCUUUAAAUAAAGCCAGUUCAAACUAUAAUCAAAACUUACAUGGAAAAGUAACUUUCAACCAGAAAAAUUUUUCUUCUCAAACAAGUGACCAUGUUUUUAAACAUCCAAGUCAGGUUGUAAAAAAUAGAAAGCAGCAGUUACCAGGAGCAGAUCCAUUUACAUUGUGUUUAGACAUAAUAGAUAAAGAAGUUGGUAGUCUUCAAGCAAAUGAUGACUGUUCUAAAAUGUUGCUGAAUAGGUGUUCAGGUUGCAUAGCAGUAAGAAAAUCCCUCAAUAGCCGAAAUAUUAGCAAGCUGUUGCACUCUUGUCCUCACCGAUGUGACCAUCAUAAAAUCAUUGUGGAAGCUGAAGACAAAUAUAAAAGUGAAGUAAGGAAAUCAUUUUUCUGUAACAAAAAAAUUUUGCUGACCCCACGUAGAAGACAACUCAGGAUUGAAUCUACUACCCCUGGAGAAAUAAAAAAAAGAAGAAUUCGUAAAAAUUUUACCAAAGAAGAAGUAAAUUACCUUUUUCAUGGAGUUAAAAAAAUGGGAAAUCAUUGGAAUUCAAUUUUGUGGUCUUUCCCCUUUCAGCAAGGACGGAAGGCUGUGGACCUUGCUCACAAAUACCACCAGCUGAUUAAAGGCCCCAAGUGUGCAGCUCCUUGA
Jaculus jaculus (lesser Egyptian jerboa) is the source of this 2175-nucleotide messenger RNA. It is a transcript of the gene Terb1, whose product is annotated as telomere repeat binding bouquet formation protein 1. Gene Ontology annotation, biological process: meiotic attachment of telomere to nuclear envelope; homologous chromosome pairing at meiosis. NCBI's taxonomy places the organism in Eukaryota, Metazoa, Chordata, Mammalia, Rodentia, Dipodidae. The record is from RefSeq and is a predicted model, not a curated record. The coding region runs from base 1 to 2175 and encodes 724 amino acids. The transcript is spliced from 17 exons.